Molecule: messenger RNA, 1007 nt
Organism: Phragmites australis (common reed)
Lineage: Eukaryota; Viridiplantae; Streptophyta; Magnoliopsida; Poales; Poaceae
Exons: 4
Coding region: 349-816 (155 amino acids)
Source: RefSeq, a predicted model, not a curated record
UGGUGUAUAGGGGUAGAACCGGAAAGUUGCAGAACGGACUUGGGGUUUCACCCUGUUCUACCGCCGCCGGGCCCGCCACAAUUUGUUGUGCAAUCAACGGCGACCUCAUCGCCGGGCGCCGGCGACGGGACACAACCAGCCAGGCCCCAUCCAGCCGUAAUCUUCUCUGUCGAGACGCUUCCCACCUCCUCCUCUUCCCCGCCCUCCGCUGGGACUGCACCGGCGUGGAGUGGAGAUCCGUUUGGACUUGGAUCGGUUUCUCCAUUUCUUGGCUCUUCUUCCUAGCGCGCAAGAUCGAUCUACCCGAGGUGCUGGGCGUGCCGAACGCGAGCUCCCGUUCACGGAGGGAUGGAUAAGCUGGUGCAGUUCGGGAGGAAGGCGUGGUUCGUGGUGCGGGUGAUGUCCGGCUACGAGGAGAGGAGGAUCCGAUCGUACAGGCUGCAGUUGCAGAAGCGCCUCGAGAUGGCCCAAGCUAGGAAGGAAGAGCUGCAGAAACAACCAGAACAAGUUAUCUUAUCAGAGGUUCGUCAAGUGGUUCAGCAGAUGCAAGCUCUCAAUCAGCAUCUUGAAGAAGCUGAAACUGCUAUUGAUGAAUAUUUCAAACCAAUUGACAAGAAUGCUAAGAUCAUGACAGAUAUGCAGUUGGAGAAAGAAGAAAAGCAAAUGAAGGAGAUGGCAAAAGUUAUGCAAGAGCAAAUAAAAAUGCAAAGAGAAAUCGCAAUGAAAAGAGCUGAGGCCACUAGCAUAGAGUCAAACGAUGCUCAAAUGGGUGAAAAAGUGGCUGAAAGCUCUCCAAAACAAGAAGUUGUAAAAUAGACACUUGCCAAUGUUGCUCUUCUUUUGGGAAGGUAUUGUGGGUGCACAUUCUCUUUGCAUAUGUUCUUAUUGGCUAGGUAAUAAGUAUACUUACUUACAAUGAGACAAUCACCAAUUUUGUGCCUCUUAGAGGCUAUUGUUUUUCUCUACGGAUAACUAUUGGGUUAUACCUUUCCUUUUUAAGUUUUUUU